AUGGCCACAGACGGCGGUAACGCCAUCCCUCUCCCGGAUGUCAUGAAGACCUACACCCGGCCAAACAUCGUCAACUUCAUCCACUCCAACACCUCCAAAAAUAGUUGUGGUGGUUUUCACCGCGCUAGCCAGGAUGCCUUCAGAAACAUGUGUCGUGGCGGUAGGAUCUUCGCCCCUACCAAGAUCUGGCGCCACUGCCACCGUAAGAUGAAUGUUAACCAAAAGCAAUACGCAGUGGUUUCUGCCAUCGCCACCUUAGCCGUCCCCUCACUCAUGAUGGCUCGUGGGCACAAGAUUGAACCCGUCUUGGAGCUUCCUCUAGUGAUUGGAGAUUCGACCGAGAGCGUCGAUAAGACAUCAACGACGAUUGAUAUUUUGAAGCAAGUUGGUGGCUUGUCCUGA
Molecule: messenger RNA, 402 nt
Organism: Vitis riparia (riverbank grape)
Lineage: Eukaryota; Viridiplantae; Streptophyta; Magnoliopsida; Vitales; Vitaceae
Product: 60S ribosomal protein L4-like
Exons: 2
Coding region: 1-402 (133 amino acids)
Biological process (GO): translation
Cellular component (GO): ribosome; cytosolic large ribosomal subunit
Molecular function (GO): structural constituent of ribosome; RNA binding
Source: RefSeq, a predicted model, not a curated record